UUAUGAUAUCGUGCUGCUAUAAAAAUAAAGCCUCUUAUCGCUGUAUAAGUUUUCGACAUAAGACGGUAUUCUGAUAUAGCAGAUAUAGCUUACUUCAAAACGGCUGACAAGGUCGAAUAGCGAAUAAAUAAAUUGAAAUAGAGCCUACAUUUAUUUAUAUCACGCCUACGGUCACCACAUAGCCACAUGGGCGAACGUCAUGAACCUCGUUCUUAACUUUUUGAAGCAGGAAGUAUAGCGGUGCAAAGGUCUGCAUCCUACUCCACUACAACUAUAGCAGGGAUCAUCUGGCUGGGGCUGGGAGCAAAGAACAUAUCCAUGGCACACAUAGUGAUGUGGAGUAACGAGGUGGGGAGAGGGUCAACCAGUGGAUGACGGAGCAGAUUGUCCCGAGUCCGCGGUAACUGGAGAAAUCAGAGACCCUCGUAACAGUCAACCCCGCGCUGGAGACCUCCACGGAACACUGUGGUGCGCGUGUUUCUGAUCCAAGAGGUUAGCCCAGUGCGAUGAUUCUAGGUGACGUCGGGCGUCGAUAACCGAACUCGAAGCGCGACGAUGGCGACAGGUAAGCGACGUAGCAUCCACACGUCGUCCUCCGGGAACGCCGGUGCGUUCGGUUACACCAGCGGCGGUGGCCCGCGUUUGACCAGCCGGAUGAACUUCCGACCGAGCGGCGCGCAGCAAGAGGACCGCGGUGGUACCCGACCGACCGCGGCGCCGAGCUCGAUCGGCCUCAUCCUGGUCACCAUGCUGCUGCACGUGUGCAAGAAGUCGCUGCUCUUCGACACCCGGCUCAAGGUGGCCAUCUACUGCGGCACGAUAUUCAUCGUCUCCGUGAUCGCAGACUUCGUCGCGAUGCCACGCACCUACUUCUCCAGGUCUGACAACGCCCUGAAUCAGUACUUCGUCAAGUGGGGCUGGGGCUGGCUGCUGUCCGUGAUCGUGCCCUGGGUCGUCCUGACGGCGCACACGCUCGGCUGCGGCCGUCGGCCGAUCCUGCUGAGGCAUCUGGCCCGCAUCGUACUCGCCACUGUCGCCUGGCUUGUCUGGACGAAGCUGUUCAAUUACAUCGAGACUAAUUACGGCAGGUGUCUGGGCACCCGCGACAUCCAGAUGCAGUCCAAGGCCAGGUGCCUGCAGUCGGGUAGAUUCUGGAGCGGCCUCGACAUAUCCGGGCACACGUUUAUCUUGAUCUACUCGAGCCUGAUCCUCGCUGAGGAAGGCUCCUCUUUGCUGGGAUGGGAAGGUAUUAAGGACUUGAUAAUGCGGGAAGAACAUACACGGUCUGUGCCGAAUGAGACCAGCACCGGUCCACUGCGAAAUCUCUCCGACGACGACCUGGAGUUCCUGAAGAAGGCGCACCGAGCGCUCACGCCGUAUCUACGUGGCCUCUUUCUGGUGAUGACGGUGCAGCAGCUGCUGUGGGACGUUAUGCUAGUGUCAACGAUGCUCUACUAUCACAUCAUGAUUGAGAAAUUCUUGGGUGGCGUAGCCGCGGUCGUCACGUGGUACGUCACGUAUCACUGGUGGUACAAACUGCCGAAGAUCGGCCUCCCGGCACCCGGUGACGGCCUCUUCAAGUACAACGAGGUAAAGACGAAUCCGGUGCCAGGAAUCAGCGCCAGGGUGAGACGCAGCACGUUGAACGGCACCAAUCAGCCGAGGUUCAUGGGAAUGCCUAUUUUCAGAACGACGCAAGAGACCGCGGAACCAAACCCGUCGCCUAGACAAGUGGAUCUCGACAUGUCGAUGUCUGCUCCGAGGUUGUAAAAACGCGUCGCCCUCGACGAACUGAUCGCUUUCACGAUUCUUGUUCCCUUGGUACUUAAACAUUUGGCGAUUGAUAUUUAAAUAAGUAUCCGGAUAUAGGGUUCCCUUAUGUCUGAGUACAAAGGUCGAUUUGAAUGUAAGAAUAGUAUAAAAUAUAAUUUCGUCUGAAGGAUGCCUUCCUUCGGUUUCCUAUACGUAAGCAAAGAAUUUCAAAUGCACACUCGCAUGUGCAUUAGGAUAUCCUUGAUAAGUUAUUUAUAAUUGUAGAAUAAUAAACAGGAAUAUGCGUCUGUUUUUUCGGUUGUUGGAUUGUUGUUAAGAAGAACAAAGAUUUUUAUUUGUUUAGGGUUUAAAGUCAGUGUCUUCGGUAACACUCUUCUGAAUUUUGUUUUGUAACUUAUAUUUAAUAAAGUCUGUUGUUAACAAAG
Molecule: messenger RNA, 2198 nt
Organism: Temnothorax curvispinosus
Lineage: Eukaryota; Metazoa; Arthropoda; Insecta; Hymenoptera; Formicidae
Gene: Fitm
Product: FIT family protein CG10671
Exons: 2
Coding region: 556-1770 (404 amino acids)
Biological process (GO): phospholipid biosynthetic process; lipid droplet organization; lipid storage
Cellular component (GO): endoplasmic reticulum membrane
Source: RefSeq, a predicted model, not a curated record